This is a messenger RNA of Sitophilus oryzae (rice weevil), 1382 nucleotides long. It is a transcript of the gene MED30, whose product is annotated as mediator of RNA polymerase II transcription subunit 30. The record is from RefSeq and is a predicted model, not a curated record. The transcript has 5 exons. The coding region runs from base 225 to 1160 and encodes 311 amino acids. Gene Ontology annotation, molecular function: transcription coregulator activity. NCBI's taxonomy places the organism in Eukaryota, Metazoa, Arthropoda, Insecta, Coleoptera, Curculionidae. Gene Ontology annotation, cellular component: mediator complex. Gene Ontology annotation, biological process: positive regulation of DNA-templated transcription.
GAUACUCUAGCCUUGAUUAUUGUAAACAUGGGUACUAGUGCUGUGCAAUACCCUUUCUAAUCGGCUGUCACAAAUAUUGUUUUUUUAUUGCUAACCUAAAAACCUCUGCUAAAAACCUAAAAACACGGAACAUAACAUUCUGAUAACAUGCCUAAAAACAGUUAUAGCAGUAACGUUUUGAUGUAAAUAAAUGUUGCAAGGAUUUAUUGUAUAUUAAUUUGAAAAUGGCUGCACCACCUCAUCACUUUAUGCAAAACUUAAAUAACAGCAGUCAAGGAGCGCUUAGAAAUUGUUUCGAUCCAGGUUCCUUACAAAAUACGCUUGGAGCUGGGACAAUGCAAAACCAAAUGGCUGGGCAGAUGCCCCAAUUAGGCACUGCCAUGAUGGGUCAAAUGAACAACCCUAUGAAUGGCCCAAUGACUUCGAUAACUGCACCAAUGAAUGGUCCUAUACAAAACCCAUUAACACCAAAUAUUCAAAAUGCUAUCCCUAAUCAAAUGGGUGGAGCUGAACUAGGAGCACCUAUGGUUGUACAAAUGAAUAACCCCAUGAAUGGAGCUAUGAGUCCUAUAAAUACUCAAAUGAAUGAAUUCAAUCCAAGUUUGAAUCAUCAUGAAAUGCCUCAAUCACAGGCAUCUGGCGUUACUCCCACACCGCCUUCUGCUCAUAUUCCUCAACAACAGCAACAGUCCAAGGAAUUUAACACGGCCUCCUUAUGUCGAUUAGGUCAAGAAACAGUUCAAGAUAUUGUCAGUAGAACUCAAGAAGUAUUCCAAACACUAAAAACUAUUCAACCUCCUGCAGGUACUAGUCAAUCCUCCACAGCCAGUAAUGAGAAAAAAGCUAAAGUUCAAGAAUUGUUGCGUACAAUCAGAGUCCUUUUUAAGCGUCUGCGGUUAAUUUACGAAAAAUGUAAUGAAAAUUGUCAGAUACAGGGCAUGGAAUAUACACAUAUUGAAAGUCUUAUUCCGUUUAAAGAUGAAUUGGAUCCUAAACAUGAGGAGAAAAAAAAUUCAGAGGCAUAUCGUUCUGCUUGUGAGGAGAGCAAAGAGGUAAUGGAACAAGUGGUUCUAAAGAAUAAGCAGUUGAAAGAAAUCAUUGACCAUCUGAGACGUAUUGUUUGGGAGAUUAAUACGAUGUUAACAAUGAGGAAAUCCUAGCGCUUCUUGUCAGAAUACUGAGGAUAUUCAGUAUUCUGUUGUGCUGUUUAAUUUGUUACAUUAAAACAUUGUUUAUUUUCAGUUAACAGUAUCAUGUUCUUCUAUGUCAAAAUACAAGUUAUAGCCGGAAUAGUACUUAAGAGCAAGGGAACCCUUAUAAAUUGUUUUGUCUUGAUUUCUGAAACCUGUAUUAAAGUGAUCAAUAAUAAUAAUAAUUAAUAA